GAAAAUGCUCCAUCUGUUUAUUGGCGACACAACAGCUCUAUUCAAACAAAUACUAAAUCUUGGUAAUAAUUGUCAAUUAUCAUAUAUGGACGUAUUUGUUAAUCAUUCUAUCGCAUUAAUGGAAAAAUUAGAAACUUUUGUUGGAGAAGAAUUAGAAGUUUCUGAUUAUGUCCUUCGCUGUACUUCGGAUAUAAUAUAUGAUGCCACGCUGGAUACGCAAAUAAAUUCGCUGACAAAUCCGGAUUGUAAAUUAGCUGAAUCAAUAAAAUGUUUGAUGGAUAUAGCAAGGUUCUGUAAAUUAUGGUUACAUUCGAACAUAAUUUUUUAUAACGCUGCUAGAGGAAAGAAAUUUCAUGCCAGCUUGGCUUACCUGGAUAACGUAACAAACAAGAUAAUCAAAGAAAAAAUGGAAUCUAUGUUAAGAAGUAAAAUUAAUCGAGAAUUGACAGCGGAAAAAUUAGGACAAAAACGGAAGAUACUUUCCGAUUUUUUAUUCGAGUUACCGCACGAAGGAAAAGUAUGUACGGAGGAAGAUACUCGCGAUAAAAUAAAUACAAUAAGCAUAGCUGAAAGCGAAACUUCAACCAUAACCAUUAGCUUUAUCCUCUUAAUGGUUGCUACAUUCACGGAAAUUCAAGACAAAGUAUAUGUGGAAGUAAAUCGAAUUUACUGCUCGGACGAUCCGAAAUGUGUUCCAAUGACAUAUAGUAACAUUAAAAGUAUGAAACUUUUGGAACGUGUGAUCAAGGAAACGUUACGUCUAUUUCCUCCAGGUCCUGUCAUCGCUCGGAAAGUGACGCAAGAUAUAAAAGUUACUAAAAAUUGGACUAUACCGAAAGGAUGCUCAGCAGUAUUUCUCCUCUAUAAACUACAUAGAAGCGCAAAAUAUUGGCCACAGCCAUUAAUAUUCGAUCUCGAUAGGUUCCUACUGGGAAAGAAUUGUUCUACAUAUUUCUUUCCAUUUAGUUACGGACGAAGAAAUUGCAUAGGUCAACAUUUCGCUAUGCUAGAGAUGGCAACAGUAAUUGUUACACUGAUAAAAAGAUCAGAUUAUUGAACGACUUCAAUAUUAGUUAGUAAUACUUUCAAACUGAUUGUCGAAAAAUUCUAAAAUAGUUAUCAUUCAGGAAAAUUUCACCGACCACUUUAGAAACAUAACCUCAUUGGAUAACAUUAACUUACUCAAUGUUUUUCAAAUUAGAGAAAGUCUUUAUCCAUUGACCAUUUAUUAUAUAAAAUCAUAUAAAAUAAUGAGAUUCUUUUGUAGUUUUUGUACAAUUCUUAUUUUAUACGAUUAAUAAUUUAUAUUUGGUACAGUUUAUCUACAGUUAUCCACAGGAUUCGUUAUGUUUAUACAUUAAUUAUCUAUAUAUUAUAUUUAUAUAAAUUAAACAUUAGACGACUCGCUGGCUUUAACGUAACGUACAUUUUUAUCAAAAUUUCUUCUAUUGUUACUGGUCGUAUUUUAAUGAUAAAUCUUUUUAACAAAAUAGGAAUUAUUACCUUUAUUUCUAGCAUUGCGAAUUUUUUAUCUAAGAAUGUAAAAUCAAUAGUAAAUGCAUUUUCUAGAAUUUAUGAAAUACAAUUUGGAUAUUAUAUAAAAACAAUCGUAAGGAAUAAAUAUAGCCACAAGGUCGAAUGUCAGUCCAUGUGCAGAGAUUAGGCGAGCACCUUACGCCGGACGUAGAUCGUUGACCCAUGCUCUAAAAAAUGUACACGGUGGAUAGCAAAAAGCGACAAUGCGGGAGUGAAAGAGCGAAAAAAAUGAUUAUCUAUAUAGUACACUAGGCAUGAUAACAGGGAGUAGAACAUGUACAUAAUGUAUAAUUAAUGAGUGAAUUUUAUUCUUCUUAAUAUUGUUAAAUACGAUGAAAAGGCAUUACUUGUAUAGUUUCUAUUUAAUUAUUAUAACAUAUCUUUCAUUAAAUGCCUAAAGAAAAGAUUAGUUUAACAAAAUGGUCAUUUUAGCAUUUAAAAAAUCUCAUCUUCUAUUUAUUCUUUAUUUUCUAAAGACUCUUUAGAGGUAUCGUUUGGAAACAAUCUCGUGUAUAAAUAAAAUAUUCCUGCAAGGAUUUACAUAACUCCAUACAAAUCUAAUACUUUAAUUGAUAUUCAUGAAUAAUAUUAGCAAAUUUCUGCUAAGAAUGUGAGAGAAAGAGAGAGAGAGAGAGAGAGAGAGAGAGAGAGAGAGA
Molecule: messenger RNA, 2192 nt
Organism: Vespa mandarinia (Asian giant hornet)
Lineage: Eukaryota; Metazoa; Arthropoda; Insecta; Hymenoptera; Vespidae
Product: cytochrome P450 4C1-like
Molecular function (GO): iron ion binding; monooxygenase activity; heme binding
Source: RefSeq, a predicted model, not a curated record